AUGUUUGUAGCUGUCACAAGUGCAUUUGGCGGACAGCCGCGGAGCCGGCGGGGGGGCCGGGGCAUGGGCGGCUCCCUUGCUUUCGCACGUCUGGCCGCUGGCUAUAAUAGCAUGGGAGUCAGGUUGGGAAUCGGGUCUAAAAAUGAUGGGUUGACGGUUUCUCUGCGCCAUCUGUCAAUUUCUGUCAUUUCUGACAUUGCUGUCGGGGGCUGCCUUGGAGACAGCAGCAUUGGCGGCGCUCAUGGCGGUCCAUGCCAGAUUGGCCCGAUGGCGCCAUGUGUGCAUGUGUGGGUGGACUGGUUGUGGGCGCGGACGGGUGGCAGCCAGGCGUGGCUUUUGUGCUGCAGUUUGGAUGUGGAUGGCGAUGCUGUGGACAUGCUGCCUCAGCACAGCGUUUUCUGCCGGCCAUCGAUGUGGCAGCGGGCCUUAUGGGCCGCGGGGGAGGAGGCGCGGUCGCCUAGGCAGCCGGCUCCUGUGCCAAACUCGUAG
This is a messenger RNA of Ostreobium quekettii, 489 nucleotides long. The record is from the annotation of a GenBank genome assembly. Lineage: Eukaryota; Viridiplantae; Chlorophyta; Ulvophyceae; Bryopsidales; Ostreobiaceae.